Molecule: messenger RNA, 1254 nt
Organism: Aspergillus melleus
Lineage: Eukaryota; Fungi; Ascomycota; Eurotiomycetes; Eurotiales; Aspergillaceae
Product: alpha/beta hydrolase
Exons: 5
Coding region: 1-1254 (417 amino acids)
Source: RefSeq, a predicted model, not a curated record
AUGGUCGAGCUCCUCCCGAUCUUCAGAAAGGCCUAUUGGACGCUGGCCGGGGCCGGUCUGCUUUAUGUUGGCUUCAUCUGCUCCAUGACAUACCCCGAUGUACAACGCUUCGUCCUCUAUGCAAAUAAGAUCAAUCCAACAUUAUGGGAGGACGUCAAUCUGGUCGAGUCCUUCGGUUUCUUAAAAACCCAAGUCCAACCCUUCAAUCUGGUCACUCCGGACAAUGAGACCCUCUAUGGCUGGCAUUUGAUCCCUCCUCACUUGUGUCGGGAUCACGAGGAGGAACUGGAGGCGAACGAGCCCUCCGGACCUGCCGAGGAUUAUACGAAAACUACCGCAUACAAACUCCUUGCGAACGAUCCAAAUGCAAGGGUUGUUGUUAGCUUCCAUGGCAAUGCCGCCCAUCUCGCCUCUGCCCAACGACCCGAAAUCUACCGUAUGCUUCUGGGCUUAUCGACGCCUUCUCAUCCCAUCCAUGUGUUUGCCCUUGACUAUCGUGGAUUCGGCGUGUCGACCGGCUCCCCAACCGAAGAAGGACUAAUCACCGACGGUGUAUCCCUGAUCAACUUCCUCACCGCUGGUCCCUUGAAGAUCUCUCCCUCCCGGAUAGUCAUCAUGGGCCAGAGUCUAGGAACGGCCGUGAGCGCCGCCGUCGCGGAACGUUUUGCCUUUGGAUCUCCAGACCCAACCGCCAUUCAACCUGCCCUGAAGAACCCCGAGCCUUUCGCCGGCGUGAUCCUCAUGGCGUCUUUCAGCAACCUGCCUAGUCUGGUCGAAUCGUACAGCUUCAAGGGCUUCACACCGCCGAUGCUCUCGCCACUCAUGGGCUACCCUCGUGUCCAGAACUGGGUCCGACGCCAUAUUCUCGAUCGCUGGGACACGGCAGCCCGCGUUGCACGCCUGACCGGGGUUGGUCCGACGGCGCAAAAUGACUCCUCCGCCGGGUACGCUAGCAAGGAACUGGAUCUAGCUAUCGUGCACGCCCGGAACGAUGUGGAGAUUCCUUGGUACGAAGGUCGUCGCGUCUGGGCCGCCGCAACGGGACAGGAUACCAAGGAUGCCCCCGGAAGGAUUGUCUUCCAAAAGAAGGCGGCCGAGGGUCCAGGCGAAGUGCUAGUUUGGGAGAACAGGUCUCCGGAGGGGUCUGGUGCGGUCAAAAAGGUCCGCUGGGAACGCGUCACCUACGGCGGCCAUAACCGUGUCGCCACUUUCUCUGCGGCCGCGCUAUCUGUGCUCAGAGCAUUUGAAGAGUAG